Messenger RNA from Sorex fumeus (smoky shrew), 1051 nucleotides. RefSeq names its product acyl-CoA binding domain containing 6 (gene ACBD6). The coding region runs from base 177 to 1010 and encodes 277 amino acids. NCBI's taxonomy places the organism in Eukaryota, Metazoa, Chordata, Mammalia, Eulipotyphla, Soricidae. The record is from RefSeq and is a predicted model, not a curated record. The transcript is spliced from 8 exons. Gene Ontology annotation, molecular function: protein binding; fatty-acyl-CoA binding.
GCAGCUCCGGCCCCGCGCACGCCGCCCUCCGCAUCCGUUGAUCCUCGACCCCUCUCCGCGCGAUCGCAGGGAUCCGGGGCGACCGAGUUCGGGUUCCGGGAGGCCGGAGGGAGCCAGGGAGCCGGGGUGGGCCGGAGCUUGCCUCGGAGGGUCGCGGAGCCGGGCCCCGCGCGCCCAUGGCCUCGCCCUUCCCGCCCGCCGGGGCCGGCCCGGGCGACAGCGGCGGGGAGCUGAGCUCGGGGGACGAGUCUGGGGACGCCGAGGUCGGGGCGUCCCGGGGUCUGGCCGAGCUGUUCGAGCAGGCGGCGGCGCACCUGCAGGGCCUGGUGCAGGUGGCGAGCCGGGAGCAGCUCCUGUACCUGUACGCCAGGUACAAGCAGGUCAAAGUUGGAAAUUGUAAUACUCCUAAACCAGGCUUCUUCGAUUUUGAAGGCAAACAGAAAUGGGAGGCCUGGAAGGCCCUGGGCGACACGUGUCCCGACCAGGCCAUGCGCGAGUACGUCGCCGUCGUGAGGAAGCUCGACCCGGCCUGGGACCCGCAGUCGCCAGAGAAGAAAAGAAAAGAGGCAAGAACAGGUUUUGGCGGGCCUGUCAUCAGUUCUCUGUAUCAUGAAGAAAUCAUCAGGGAAGAAGACAAGAAUAUAUUCGAUUACUGCAGGGAAAACAACAUUGAUCGCGUGAGCAAGGCCAUCAAGUCCAAGAGCGUGGACGUGAAUGUGAAGGACGAAGAGGGCCGAACCCUGCUCCACUGGGCCUGUGACCGGGGCCACAAGGAGCUGGUCACCAUCCUGUUACAGCACAGAGCGGAUAUCCACUGUCAGGAUAACGAAGGCCAGACGGUACUACACUACGCUGCGGCCUGCGAGUUCCAGGACAUCGUGGAGCUGUUGCUGCGCGCGGGCGCGGACCCGGCGCGGCGGGACCAGGACGGCUGCCUCCCGGCCGACGUCACGGGCUGCCACGCCCUGCGCGCGCUGCUGCAGACGCACGCGGCGCCCAGCUCGGCGUGACGUCACGGGACACGGCGUGACGUCACGCGCCCCAGUGACGU